CCAAUGCCCGCCUACAUCCCCUGGGCUAUAAAAGUACUAAGUCAUAUUUUUCCUGUUUUUCCCCCUGCAUCUCUUCUUGACCCAGCGCAAAAGCACGACCACUGCAACGCCAUGUCUUACGUCCCGGCGCCCGGCUAUAUGCCAGCAUUCAACCCGGUGCUGCCUUAUAAUCAGCCGAUCCCCGGUGGUCUCCGUCCCGGGAUGUCCAUCUAUGUCCAGGGGAAGGUGCCACACCACACCAAGAGAUUCCGUGUGAAUUUCGCCUGCGCUCCGCACGAAGGGGCCGACAUCGCCCUGCAUUUCAAUCCCCGCUUCGACGGCAAGGAUAAGGUGGUCUUGAACACCUUCCAUGGCGGGAAAUGGGGGAAAGAGGAGCACCAGAGCAUGCCUCUCCACAAGGACCAGCACUUCGAAAUCGUCUUCAUCGUCAAUAACUCGGGAUACCAGAUCCUGGUGAACCGAAACCCCUUUUGCAACUAUAACCAUAGGAUCCCUCCAGAGCGGGUGCAAGUUGUGAGUGCGGACGGAGACCUGGACCUGCAAUCCGUGACCGUCUUGGGAGGAGGCAUGAUGGGAGGGAUGCCAGGCCAGCAGCCCAUGGCGAUCCCGGGCAUGGGACCAGGCUACCCGCCUUCAAACCUUCCUAUGAUGUCUAAUCCAGCUGCUUACCACCCACAAGUGCCGUAUGUGGGCAACCUCCCUGGAGGACUGGGAGCCAAGAAAACCAUUGUGGUGAGAGGAUUCAUCCCGCAAGACGCUAAGAGAUUCUGCAUCAAUUUCAAAGCCGGCCAGGAGAUCGCUUUGCACAUCAACCCCCGCCUGGACGAGCGUGUUGUGGUGCGGAACAGCUUCCUGGGAGGGCGCUGGGGUCCUGAGGAGCGGGAGCUGUCAGUCAACCCUUUCCAGCGCGGGCAGUACUUUGACCUCUCCAUCCGAUGCGGCAACCAACAGUUCAAAAUCUUCAUCGAUGGCCAGCCCCUGUUCAACUAUAAGCAUCGUUUCCAUAACUUCCAGCAUAUUAACACCCUCGAGAUCGACGGCGAUGUGAUGCUCUCUUAUGUCCAGUCCUAAAAAACAGAGAAUGGGACGGAGAAGAGAAAGGUUUUCGCCUUUGCCUGGAGACCGAAAUGUCAUUUUAAACGGCAGCUUCAAUAAAUCCUUUUAUUCCAA
This is a messenger RNA of Anolis carolinensis (green anole), 1170 nucleotides long. RefSeq names its product galectin 4 (gene lgals4). The record is from RefSeq and is a predicted model, not a curated record. NCBI's taxonomy places the organism in Eukaryota, Metazoa, Chordata, Lepidosauria, Squamata, Anolidae. The transcript has 10 exons. The coding region runs from base 4 to 1071 and encodes 355 amino acids. Gene Ontology annotation, molecular function: carbohydrate binding.